This is a messenger RNA of Vitrella brassicaformis, 3304 nucleotides long. The record is from the annotation of a GenBank genome assembly. Lineage: Eukaryota; Vitrellaceae.
GUAAGAUUGUCGAGCGUUGCCAUUUUUCGACGACGAGGCUGCUCAAGGUGCUGUGAGGGGCCCACUGUGGGCAGUUGGCGCUUUGGUCACGACAAUGGAUGUGUCGGAAGAUGCUCCGGUCAAGAUCAAGAAGGGCAAGCGAAAGGCCAAGGAGGGCGCCACGGACGGACCCGAGGGAGGCCAGGAGCUGUUCAUCAGACCCCAGAAGCUCAGCCCACCCAUCGACACCUCCACGUGGCCGCUCCUGCUCAAGGUCGGCAGACUCAGUCUGGCCCAUCCACACACGCGAGACAGAAGCACCGACACCUGAUGCGUGGGUAUCUGGCUGCUUGUCUGGUUCAGAACUAUGACAAGCUGAACGUGCGGACGGGCCACUACACGCCGCUGCCGCACGGCUGCUCCCCGCUGAACCGCCCGCUGUCCGAGUAUCUGGCUUACGGCAUCAUCAACCUCGACAAGCCCGCCAACCCCUCCAGCCACGAGGUGGUCGCCUGGAUCAAGAAGAUACUCAGAUGCGACAAGACCGGACACAGCGGCACGCUGGACCCCAAGGUCACGGGGUGCCUCCUCGUCUGCCUCAACCGGGCCACCAGACUCGUCAAGAGCCAGCAGGCUGCAGGUGGGCAGGGCAUAUAGCAAAGGAGGAUGGGAGCUCAUGGUGGAGCUGUGCUGCGUGUGUGUUCAGGCAAGGAGUACGUCGGUAUUGUGCGUUUCCACAGUGCAGUCGAGAGCAGGGCGAAAGUCGUCAGGGUCAGUCAGUCCAGUCAGCAACACACAGACAUCGAUGCACCCAUCCCGUCGACCAUCUGCUCUGCUCUAUGUGUGUCGUUUGUGUGAACAGGCGUUGGAGACGUUGACAGGCGCGCAGUUUCAGCGGCCACCCGUCAUUGCAGCGGUCAAGAGACAACUGAGAAUCAGGUGCGUAUGUGUGAUGACGGCACAGACCACACACAGGCAGCGUCGACCGCUGUCCUUUUUCUCAUCCGGCCUGCAGAACCAUCUACGAGUCCAAGUUGCUGGAUUACGACGAGCGUCGGCACCUGGCCGUGUUCUGGGUGUCGUGCGAGGCGGGCACUUACGUGCGGACGUUCUGUGUGCACCUGGGGCUCAUCCUGGGCGUGGGCGCGCACAUGCACGAGCUCAGAAGAGUCAGGUACGUGCGUGCAGCCACACACACGGAAGAGGCCACUCCAUUUGUGCAUGUGGUGUGUCUUGUGGCCGUGUGUGUGUGGUCAGGUCUGGUUGCUUGAGUGAGAAGGACUGCAUGACGACGAUGCACGACGUGCUUGACGCACAGUGGGUCUACGACAGCUUCAGGGUGGGUGUGCGGGAGGGAUGGGACAUCUAGACACCACACCACACCCACCAGCAGUUGACAGACACAUAUGGUCUCUGUUGUGUCCGUCUGUCCAUCACACAGGACGAGUCGUAUCUUCGCCGUGUCGUGUUCCCUCUGGAGAUGCUGCUCACCACCUACCCAAGGAUAGUGGUGAGUGGAGGAACGAUAGACACACAAGGGAAGGCCUGUGUCAAUGCCCUCUGUGUGGGUUUGUAUCAGCUCAAGGACAGCGCCGUCAACGCCGUCUGCUAUGGCGCCAAGCUCAUGAUUCCGGUGAAGACCCUCCCAACACACCGCACAAGGGAGGAAAGGCGUGAGACUGAUUGCUGUGGCGGCUUUGUCUCUGUGUGCCAGGGUGUGUUGCGUUUCGACAACAAUAUCGACAUCGGCACUGAGGUGGUGAUGAUGACCACCAAGGGAGAGGCCGUCGCCAUCGGCAUCGCACAGAUGACCACUGCCGUCAUCGCCACCGUCGACCACGGUCAGCCAUGACACAUCCACCACCAAAGACAGUGAGGACACAGCUGCACUUUUCUCUUUGUGUGGAUGUGUGUCGUUCAGGUGUUGUUUCGAUCAUCAAGCGUGUGAUAAUGGAGCGAGACACGUACGACAUGCGCUGGGGCUACGGACCGAGGGCGGCCGAGAAGAAGAAACUCAUCCUGGUCAGACACUGAUGCACAUUAACGUGUGAAUGAAUGCAUGGAUGGCUGCGUGACGACUGGUCAGGCUGGCAAGUUGGACAAGCACGGGAAGCCCAAUGAGCAGACGCCGGAGUCGUGGCUGAAGGGAGAGGACGCCGCCAAGCUCCCCAAACUCACUGGAGGUACACGUGAAUGCAGCUGAGACGCAGGCAAACACAUCCCCUCUGGCCCCUUCCAUCUGUGUGUCCAGCAGCCGCUAUCAAAGAUGAGAUGAAGGAAGAGGACAAGGCGGACGCAGAGAUGGCCCCAGCGGCUGCGGCUGCUGCCGCGGCGGCAGGCGAGGGGGCUGUCAGCGGACUGGAAGCACAGCCACAAAAGGAGGAGAAGAAAAGGAAGAAAAAGGUACACACACACACACCACACCCCUCACACAUCCAUCCAUCCAUCCAUCCACACGUGUACGUGUGUGUAUGUGUGUCAUGUGUGCUGUGUGUGUGUCAGAAGAAGGACGAGGAUGCAAUGGAGGAGGAGGAGGAGGAGCCGCCGGCAGAAGUGCCUGAGUAGGCCAAGCCGACCAAUUACUAUACAGUACACGAACGAAUGUGUAUGUGUGUGUGUGAUAUGGGCAGGGAUGAGGAUGGCGCCAAGAAGAAAAAGAAGAAGCGGAAGCUCGAUGAGGCACAAGCAGGUGAGAAUGAUCCAUCCACCCACACAACGUACUCGUGCCGUCCACUCACCCUCAUGGCUGGUGCGGUGCGUUCAGCUGAUGAGGGCGAGGCUGCCGGUGCAGCAGCAGCUGCGGAGGAGCCCGAGAAGAAGGUCAAGAAGAAGAAGAAAAAGAAGCAACAGGAGACCGCAGAGGAGGAAUGAAUGAAUGGGUGCAUGACGUGCAUCACACCCACAGCACACAUCACACGCGCAGCGAGAGAUGAGAGAGACAGGGGGCGGGAUAAGGCAGCCAGGCAGUCCUGUAGUGUAUUGGUGUCAUGGAAGGGUGAAGGCUCAGGGGCGAGAGAUCUGUUUGUGCUUGUGAGAGAGAGGGUUUUAAGCCGUCCACCAUCGCUGGCUGUCUGUCCAUGGGUGUGAGCGGCGCACACGAUCUGUGCGUCCAUCGAUACCCAUUCACUCACUGGCUGCACCAUGUCUGUCUGGCUUGUCCAGGUUCGAUGGUUUUCCCUUCACUCCGUACUAGUUGAUGUGGAUCAUCCCUAGUGUCUUUUUCCUUGUCCGGCUGAUUUUUGUGUGAUGGCCGUGGUCAAGAUUGUGUCCUAUCACCACGCUUCUAUUCACGAGACUGACGGGUCUGCGAAAAGCAUCUCGAGAG